CCACUCAACUUCAUUAUCUUAUAUCUUACCUUGGGUUCUCCUAUCAUUUCCACAAAUCAGAGAAAUCUGAGGGACUUUAAAAACCCUCAACUCGAGGGACUUUAACAAACCUCUGAGAAAAAUGUCUGGUGUGGCUAGUCCAUCCAGUGAGAACAAUCACAAGGUAGCAGUCCCCAAAACUAGUACCAAAAAUUUAUACUCUUUGACUCUGCGGCACUAUAUUAUUUUGGCUGUAAUAGUUCUCCUCUCGUUUUCUAGAAUGGUAAGGCCCCAAGAAUUUGCAUUUGUAGUCUUUACUAUCAUCUACAUGUAUUUCCUUUCUAUGGUUGCUUUUCCGGUUAUCCCCAACGUUUCCUAUCCUCCUAUUCUCACAUCUAAACAGCUUAAGUUUAUGGGCUUCUACAUCAUUGUCACUGGCAUUAUUGGCCUUGUUGUCCCCAUAGCCUACGUAACGGAAGGUUUCUUUUUUGGUCAUAAAGAGAGCAUCAAACCAGCUGUGCCUCAUCUUUUUCUUUUGUUAUGUCAAGUAUUCAUGGAAGGAGUGGGGUUUUCGGAUAAGUUUUCACUCCCCAUACGAGUAUAUGUUCCCGUGGUGUAUAAUUCAGUGAGGAUUUCAACCCUCAUAGAGUGGCUGAGAGACGAGUUUUCGAUGGAAUACGGUGGGGGAGAUUUCGCGAGUUCCAGCAGUGCAAUAAGGAUAUAUGCCGGAAGAAGUAUUGUUGUGGCUAAUAUGGUGCUGUGGUGCUUCAAUUUGUUCGGGUUUUUGUUGCCUGUGUGGCUUCCUAAGAUUUUCAAGUUAUACUAUUCGUCACCUGCAGCAUUGCACAAGGUUAAAACUUGAAUACUUGAUAGUGAACCGACAGGGCAACAAGAAGACUCAUUAGCUCUUAUGUGGAGUCUGCUGUAGAAGUGAAUCAAGUUUCGGGUGAUGUUUUUAGAUUAGCAUUAUGUUGGAACUAUGUUGUGAACGACGGAAGUGAGCAUAAGAGAAAUUUCUUUUAUGCUAAUUAAUCAAUUAUUGUAAGAAACUAGCGUUUUACCCGCGCUACACACCGAACAGUUAAUUAUAUAAAAUAAAAUAAAUUUGUAUAUAUAAA
This is a messenger RNA of Daucus carota subsp. sativus, 1097 nucleotides long. RefSeq lists its product as uncharacterized. NCBI's taxonomy places the organism in Eukaryota, Viridiplantae, Streptophyta, Magnoliopsida, Apiales, Apiaceae. The coding region runs from base 122 to 841 and encodes 239 amino acids. The record is from RefSeq and is a predicted model, not a curated record. The transcript has a single exon.